CAAAAGUCAAUACGUCAACGUCAGAAACGAUAAACACACACACGCGUUUUACAAAUUUCGGAGCACAUGCAGAGCUGUGAGAUUUUUUAUCGCGAAUCGUUUGAAUAUGCGUUUCUUUUCACUUGACCAUUGAAUAAAUCCUCUCGGACGAUAAGAACAAAAGGUAUGCAACCAAACAGUGACAAUAAUAAUUUGAUAAAACCCGGAUUAUACACGACAAUUUUAUUCAGAUAACGACAAUCGUUCAUUUUUUAACAAAUUGUUUACCCCGACGAUAACAGUCAAUAUAUAUAUAUAUGAUACCCGGAUAACAAUAUAACCUUACUUUCGAGCCGAUUGUAGAAAAUAAGAACAAAAGCAAGACUUGGUGCGAUAAAAGCAUGAGGUUGAGAUUGGAGGGGGUCGAAGUAACGGUGUUGAGUCUAAAAGACAAAAAACGAAGAGUGAAACGAGUUUUGCCUAGAAAUGUGAAAGUGAUCGCAAAGGUGAGAGAGGGCGGCUAUACCUCCUUCGGAAAUGACAACGUGUCUUAUUCUUACCACUAAUGCAAACAGUCCAAACAUUGGUAUCUGAGAAUCUGUAUUCUCGUUGGUUACUGCUAACUUUUGAAGUCCCUCUCGAUUUCGCCGAAGCGUGCAGAUAAAAGUCAGAUAACAAUCGCUAAAAACCCCAUUUUUACCGGUGACCCAAGUGAAGUCUGACAUCAUGGAAGUGAAUUGCCUGAAAGAAAAACUCCAAAAGUUCAAUCAGGACCAUUUGUUGCAAUUUUGGGAUGAAAUCUCGGACCAGGAAAAGUCCGCGCUUUUCAAAGAUAUUUUGGAGCUGGACCUUCCGGAGGUCACGUCAUAUUUCUCAAAAGCUAUGAACUUCCUGAAUGCCAACACAGAAAUUCUGGAUUCUAAAAUCCAACCAAUUCCUGGAGACGUUUUUGAGUCUUUGUGUACAUCAACUCCAGCGAAGUUGGACCAAUAUGAGUUGAGAGGAUUGAAGGAAAUUUCGGAAGGACGAGUCGCUGUGCUUUUGAUGGCUGGAGGACAAGGAACUAGACUUGGUGUAAAUUAUCCGAAGGGGAUGUACGAUGUUGGACUUCCUUCUCACAGUACUUUGUUUCAUUUACAAGCUUUGCGAAUCCGCAGGCUGCAAGAACUUGCUGAAGAGAAGUUCAAAAAGUGGGGACAAAUCGCAUGGUAUAUAAUGACAAGUGAAGCUACUCACGAUACUACCUUGACUUAUUUUGAGAAAAAUGACUAUUUCGGUUUAAAGAAAGAAAACUUGAAGGCGUUUAAGCAAGAGAUGUUACCCUGCUUUACUUUUGACGGGAAAAUAAUUCUAGAUGAAAAAAAUCGUAUUUCUAAAGCUCCUGAUGGAAAUGGGGGACUUUAUCGCGCCCUUAAAAGUCGUGGAAUAUUGGAAGAUAUGUUGACACGUGGAAUAAAUAGCGUGCAUGUAUUUUCAGUCGACAACAUUUUGGUGAAAGUCGCAGAUCCAGUUUUCAUUGGAUUUUGUCUUUCGAGAUCCGCUGAUUGCGCAGUCAAAGUCGUACCAAAAAGAUCACCCACAGAAGCUGUCGGCGUCGUUUGCCAGGUUGAAGGAAAGUAUCGUGUUGUCGAAUACAGCGAAAUCACUUUAAAAACCGCAGAGCUUCGAAACAAAGACGGAGAAUUAACUUUCAACGCCGGAAAUAUUUGCAAUCAUUACUUCACCCUCGAUUUUCUCUUUUCAAUUGGAAACGCCCACGAAAGCGACUUAGACUUGCACGUUGCCAAGAAAAAAGUUCCCUAUAUCAAUGAAUACGGCAAAAAAAUCAUCCCCACUUCCCCGAAUGGAAUCAAAGUCGAAAAGUUCGUUUUUGAUGUUUUUAAAUUUGCCAAAAAUUUCGCAGCCUGGGAAACAAUUCGAGAAUGCGAAUUUAGCGCGCUCAAAAAUUCUGACAUUGCUGGAUUUGACUGCCCAUCUACUGUCCGUAAAGACUUACUGUCCCUUCAGAAAAAGUGGCUACUCGACGCUGGUGCUCUUUCUGUUAAUGGUGACGUCGAAAUUUCCCCCCUUCUCUCCUACGCAGGUGAAAAUUUAAAAGAAAUGGCCAAUGGGAAAAACCUUCAAGGUCCUGUGGUCCUAGCGUCACAUUUAUAAGCAUUUAGAAUUAGAAUCCCGGAACGACGAAUUUUAAAUUCGAGCCCUCGUUCAAGCCUAUUGAAAGUUAAUCUAUCAAUAUUUUUAAAAUUAUUAAUCGUUUUGUUUUUUAUUUUAUUUAUGAAUUGAAUUUUAAACCUUGAGCUACGCUUUUGCUAGUUAUUAAGGCAAGAAAAAGGACCAGGAGUAGGAUCAAGAUAUUUUGAGGUAUAUACUUAUUUUUGUGAUAGUUAACUACCGAGUACUUGUGACUUUGGCAAGAUUUGUAACAUCAUGUACAAGAUUGAAAGAACAUUCCAAGAACCGAGUAGCUAACAGCAUUUCUAGCAUAAUAUUAUACCCAAUUUUGUUAUCAUAAUGUAUUAGUAUAAUUACUACUAUCGGCGAGAAAAUUCGAGUCCUCUGGCUUUGACGUUGAAUAAGUAUUUGAAGAAAAAAUGGUAGGUUAAUGAAAGAGG
Molecule: messenger RNA, 2591 nt
Organism: Belonocnema kinseyi
Lineage: Eukaryota; Metazoa; Arthropoda; Insecta; Hymenoptera; Cynipidae
Gene: mmy
Product: UDP-N-acetylhexosamine pyrophosphorylase
Exons: 3
Coding region: 706-2133 (475 amino acids)
Biological process (GO): UDP-N-acetylglucosamine biosynthetic process
Molecular function (GO): UDP-N-acetylglucosamine diphosphorylase activity
Source: RefSeq, a predicted model, not a curated record